This is a messenger RNA of Helicoverpa zea (corn earworm), 1282 nucleotides long. Its product is annotated as macrophage mannose receptor 1-like. The record is from RefSeq and is a predicted model, not a curated record. Gene Ontology annotation, molecular function: signaling receptor activity. The transcript has 6 exons. NCBI's taxonomy places the organism in Eukaryota, Metazoa, Arthropoda, Insecta, Lepidoptera, Noctuidae. The coding region runs from base 11 to 1027 and encodes 338 amino acids.
UGAAUGCUACAUGUACAUAGUUUUUUGCAUCAUGAAGACUCUUAUUCAGUGUUUUGUGUUGAUAUUCUGCCUAUAUUCUAUAGAAUGUGCGUUUACAUGCGACUACAAAUACAGUCUACUGACGAAAGGAUGGUUCAAACUAAACGUAGUACCUGAGACUUGGCAUGAUGCUCGACUACGCUGCAGUCUUCAAGGUGCUGUGUUAGCUUCUCCAACUUCAUCAGCAAUGGCAGCUGAAAUGAGGCACACCAUGAAGAAUUUCUUCAUCCAAGAUACUGAAGUCUUCACUGGAAUACAUGCUACCUUCUCGUCUGGGAGCUAUUAUACGGUUGAUGGUAUACCUCUCAGUAAGAUCCCUCUAGUUUGGGCCAAUAACGAGCCAGAUAACUUUGGAAAUAAAGAGAGAUGUAUAACCUUUAGCAGUAAUGGAUCUGCAGCUGACAGAUAUUGUGAGGAACCCAGACCUUACAUCUGCUUUCGCUCUGGAGAAAAGGAGGUGCUGACCAAUAGGUGUGGCACUGUUGAUGAUACUGAUGAUGGAUACUACUAUUACGAAGUGACCGAAAAAUGCUACAAGUUCCACAGAGUACCAGGAACUUUUGAUCGUGCUCACUUUGUUUGUUCGGCUGAAAACGGCCAUCUUGCCAUUAUAAAUAAUGAAGAUGAAGCGGAAGUUUUGAGACAAGUCUUUGCUGAUAAUCCUGCUGCAUGGAUACCUGGAAUUUUUUGGAAAGACGUAGCUUUCAUCGGUUUCCACGAUUGGGGCUUAUGGGGCGAUUGGAGGACAAUACAUGGAGAAACGCUAAAAGAGGCUGGUUACGAUAAAUUCUCUGGUGGUGAACCUAACAAUGCAACUACGGGUGAACACUGCGGGGCCAUCUAUCGUUCAGCGCUUCUGGAUGACCUCUGGUGCGAUAAACCAGCUCCAUUCAUCUGUGAGAAGGACCCAGCGUAUCCACCUAUCUGCCAGCCUACGGCUGAUGAAGAAAUAGAUAUUGAUGAGCGGUUUAAUAACAAUGUUGAAUAAUAUCAGCGAACUAGGGUAGAGUUCUCCUCAAACUUUAGUCGUCAUGAAAUCGAGUUUUACUAGCGUGUUCCACAUGUGGCAUUCAUGGUGUGACCAACAAUUCAUUCAGGACCAUAUAAAAAUACCACCACUUGAUUGUUCGGGCAUGGCGGGAAUAUGCUGUAUUCAAUUUUCUAAAAUGUAUCGAUUGUAUAAAACUACAUAUGUAGUCAGAAAAUGUAAUCUAUACUAGUAAAAUAAUUCGUUAUUUUAAAA